Molecule: messenger RNA, 1212 nt
Organism: Didymodactylos carnosus
Lineage: Eukaryota; Metazoa; Rotifera; Eurotatoria; Philodinida; Philodinidae
Source: the annotation of a GenBank genome assembly
AUGAUCGCAAAUCUCCGUUUAUUAGAAUUAUUAAACUUAGAAAACGACGCGAAAUCAAUUGAAACAGCGGAAGAACUUUUUCGAAUUCAUGUUGUCAAACGAAAGUCAAGAUUAAGAUAUUGGCAACAACAUCAUCGAUCAACUUCUUGGUAUGCAGAAGAAGUACCUGUAGAAUCACUUUUCCUUCAAUUGGCGACAGAUAAUCAAAACGAAAAUAUUCCAACAGAUGACGAUGAUGAUAAUGAGUUAGGGCCUACUCAAUAUCUUGGAACCACGACAAAAUUUUCAGAAUUAACACUCAAGCAAAAACGAUAUCGGACGAAGAAUAUCACAGAAACACUUCAGAGCGCUGCUGCGAACAAUAAUCUAUCCAUGAAUCAACUUCUUGCUUAUUUACUUUACAGAGUAAAUUAUCACUCAAAACCAGGUGAUAUAAUUAUUAGAACAGUUCAGCGUCUUAUUGAUGUUGCCAAAAGUCAAGAAAAACAAAUUCCACAAACAUUAUUAUACAAAGAAAAAACCGGACAUGACGGAGCUGGAACAAUGCCAGUCUAUCACAGCCCCAAAAAUUCACAAAGAGAAUCAAAUAUUUUUUCGAAAUUGUUUACACCUUUAAGCCUGACCGCGAUGCUGACCGGCAACGUUAUAUGGAAAAAUGAAGCUCCUAACAGUUCAAAAACGACACGACCACUUGCACUUAUUGCAGAAAAAGAAACUGCAGAUCUUCUGUCGUUUGUGAAUACAACUUUCGAGCCAGAAGAAAAUCAACUACAGAAAGAUGGAAUUCAGUUUGAGUACGAUGGUGUGAAAUACAAUGUUCUUGUUGAAAUCCACCGUAGUAUGAAGGACUUCAAAAUUCGACAACUGGAAUCUGGACUUCAUGGGUCUCAUUGUUUGUUAUGUUAUUCAACGCCUUCUGGAUGGAAAGAUAUUCAUAAGAUAGAAUCCGGAUUUCCUAUUGAACGAACAGCCUCAGAUACUAUCGAGCUCUACAAUGAAAUGCCAGACGAAUAUGGCGACGUUGAACGUCGAAGAAAUGAUUAUGCAACUCGGAAAGGUUUAACUUCUAAACCAUUGAGUCAAGAUGAUCAUCACUACAUUACAAUCAUCCACAAAUAUAUAAAUUUAACGAAUUGGAUAUUAAAAAUAAUGUAUCACUUCCACGCCAAUGUUCUAAAAUGGACAGAAACUGGAAAGACAACACAAAAAUAA